UAGUUUUGCUGUGUACUGUAGUUUGUUGCAUUAAUGGAAGGUUUGAUUCCGUACAGAACCAUCAUGCUACUGUCAAGAUGUUCGUCAGGAAGCAGAUGGUCUUGUUUGAACAGGCUGCUCGGCUUCUCUUCAAAUACUAGUUUUCUAGGUGGACUUGACCUUGGUUACCAGAAGAGUAGUUUUCACGUAUGUUGUGUACAGUUGCCGACACACCUGGGAAAGAAUGCAGGAAAUCUGUUUAGUGCAAGUGUACUUGAAAAUAACCUUGUCUUAACUAAAAAUAUUAUAUCUCCUUUGAUUGUGCCAGUUCGGGGGUUCAAAGAUAAAGACGUUUUGAGGUUGAGAUGUAAGGACUGCUACUUUAAAAAAAUUGAUGAUCGUUGGUAUGUUUUCUGUAACUCUUACGGUCGACAUAAACAGAGACAAAAACUCCCUGACCCGAGGUCGUACUGGAUUAUUACACAUAUGACACAUGGGCCAAGAAAAAAGUUUUGAUAACUUCUCCUGCUUCUAAUCUUUUGUUGUACUUUUAUUUAGGUUUUCAAUUAAUUGUUCUUUACAAUGGAUUAGAAAUAGAACUUCGUUUAUGUAACCGAACGCAAAUGGUAGUUCAGAUGUAUGAAUAGCGAUACGGCAUACAGUGAAGUGUUAUAUGGAAAAGUAAACAGUUUGUUUUAUA
This is a messenger RNA of Limulus polyphemus (Atlantic horseshoe crab), 679 nucleotides long. RefSeq lists its product as uncharacterized. The record is from RefSeq and is a predicted model, not a curated record. NCBI's taxonomy places the organism in Eukaryota, Metazoa, Arthropoda, Merostomata, Xiphosura, Limulidae. The transcript has 2 exons. Gene Ontology annotation, molecular function: structural constituent of ribosome. Gene Ontology annotation, cellular component: ribosome; mitochondrial large ribosomal subunit. The coding region runs from base 34 to 495 and encodes 153 amino acids. Gene Ontology annotation, biological process: translation; ribosome biogenesis.